Molecule: messenger RNA, 2145 nt
Organism: Otolemur garnettii (small-eared galago)
Lineage: Eukaryota; Metazoa; Chordata; Mammalia; Primates; Galagidae
Product: protein unc-80 homolog
Exons: 9
Coding region: 258-1694 (478 amino acids)
Biological process (GO): monoatomic cation homeostasis
Cellular component (GO): axon; cation channel complex
Molecular function (GO): monoatomic cation channel activity
Source: RefSeq, a predicted model, not a curated record
GAGAGAAGCAGUACCUGGUGGAAAACACCUGAAUUUCUAGGGUGUUAUAGCUUGAAAUUUGAAAGAGAGCUGAGACUUUCUGCAUCUCACGUACAACACCUGCCUUGUGACCGUUUUUCUUUCUGCUGCCCUCUCCCAAACUCUGCCCCUCAGAUAGCCCGUGGCUGGAGCAGCCCGAGGUGCAGCUGCUGCUGCAGACUGUCAUUAAUGUGCUCCUGCCGCCUCGCAUCAUCAGCACCUCCCGGAGCAAGAACUUCAUGCUCGAGAGCUCCCCGGCCCACUGCUCCACCCCCGGCGACGCAGGGAAAGACUUGCGCAGGGAAGGGCUGGCCGAGUCCACCAGCCAGGCAGCAUACUUGGCGCUGAAGGUGAUCCUCGUCUGCUUUGAGAGGCAGCUUGGAAGCCAGUGGUACUGGCUUAGCCUCCAGGUGAAGGAGAUGGCUCUGCGGAAGGUGGGAGGCCUGGCCCUGUGGGACUUCCUCGACUUCAUCGUGCGGACAAGAAUACCCAUCUUUGUGCUCUUGCGCCCUUUCAUCCAGUGCAAGCUUCUGGCCCAGCCGGCAGAGAAUCAUGACGAGCUUUCUGCCCGGCAACACAUUGCAGACCAGCUGGAGCGGCGCUUCAUACCACGCCCAUUGUGUAAGAGCUCGCUCAUUGCUGAGUUCAACAAUGAACUAAAAAUUCUAAAAGAGGCAGUUCACAGUGGGUCAGCCUACCAGGGGAAGACAUCCAUCAGUACCGUGGGCACCUCCACUUCUGCUUACCGCCUGAGCCUGGCCACCAUGUCUCGCUCCAACACAGGCACGGGCACUGUCUGGGAGCAGGACAGUGAGCCCUCCCAGCAGGCUUCCCAGGACACCCUGAGUCGGACUGACGAGGAGGAUGAGGAAAACGACUCCAUAAGCAUGCCCAGCGUGGUAAGUGAACAAGAAGCUUACCUCCUGAGCGCCAUUGGAAGGAGGCGGUUCUCCAGCCAUGUCUCCAGCAUGUCUGCACCUCAGGCGGAGGUGGGCAUGCUACCCAGCCAGAGGGUGGCAAGCGUACAAAGUGAACCUGGCCAACAGAACCUCCUUGUUCAGCAGCCACUGGGGAGGAAGAGGGGCCUGAGGCAGCUGAGACGUCCUCUAUUAUCACGUCAGAAGACUCAGACAGAACCAAGAAACCGACAUGCAGCUCGGCUGUCAACCACUCGCAGGAGCAUUCAACCUAAAACGAAGCCAUCUGCAGAUCAGAAACGAUCUGUGACCUUCAUUGAGGCUCAGCCAGAGCCAGCAGCCGCCCCAACAGAUGCACUUCCUGCCACGGGUCAACCUCAGGGCUGCAGCCCCGCCCCAUCCAGGAAACCAGAAAAAAUGGACAAUCCAGUCCUCACGUCUUCCCCUGCCAUAGUUGUUGCAGAUCUCCACAGUCUGUCUCCCAAGCAGACUGAGGCCACCACCUCCGCUGAAGGAGAAAGGAAGGAAGACACAGAAGCAGCACAGGGUGCGACAGCACACAGUCCACUCACUACUCAACUCUCAGACCCUGACGACUUCACGGGCCUCGAGACAUCCAGCCUCCUGCAGCACGGAGACACCGUCCUUCACAUCAGUGAGGAAAAUGGCAUGGAGAACCCUCUGCUGUCCAGCCAGUUCACGUUUACUCCCACUGAGCUGGGGGAGACGGAUGUGGUCCUAGAUGAGUCCCAUGUUUAAUUCUGAAUCUUGUAAGCACUGCAGGGAUAGAAGAAACAUGGAAGGGAUCCCUUUUUUACAAGCUGAACAAUUUGCUUAAAAAAAAAGAUUAAUUACGAGAGAGCACUUUACAUUGAAUGGGUGGCAGAAAUCUAAGUAUAUUUCGCUGCCAAUAUGCAUAAUGUUUCAUAAACAUUUAAAAAAUCAAUGGCUAAAAGGAUUUAGUUGUGUGAAAACCAUAAGAAUCAGGGAGGAAUAAGGGGAAAGAGCCAUUUCACUGCGCAUUUAUGAUUCAAGAAGCCUUCAGCAGUUAAAAAUACAUGCUACUAUCUCACUGCUUUCAUAGAAAUAUUAACAAAUAGUAUGUUCUAACAAAUGCAGUGUUUUGAGAUUAUUCACAUUCUACAUCUCAUGCAAAUGUUUAUUUUUAUAUUUUAAAAAUAUUAAAUCAGGUGACUGUACUAAUAGAAAU